AUGCAUCGGAAGUUGAAAUUCCUCUCUGCGUGUUCCACUGCGGAGAAUUUUUCUCUUCUGCUUGCGGGCGGCAAGGCGGAAUGUUGCGGCAAACGACGCGGCGGACUGCGCUCGCCGAAAACCAAAAAAAAAAAGGUUGCACCGAACUUGCACCUUUCGCUUAAUCGGCCACGCAGGCGAAAAUUCAACCGCGGCAAACAUAGAGGUCAGCUUGGCUACGUCACAUGUCGACGGCUGCUCCCCGCUUCGCUGCAUCACCAUUCGAUCGUCGAAAAGAGGACAGCGGUGCGGGAGAUCGGGCCAAAGGCUGUCGUUGCGAUCCUUUCUCAUCGACCGGUGCUACGGAUCGGAUCGUCGAGUUGUUGCUACGGCUUCGACAACCUCAUCGACAACAUUUGUUGA
This is a messenger RNA of Pseudozyma hubeiensis SY62, 402 nucleotides long. RefSeq names its product histidine kinase M7. The coding region runs from base 1 to 402 and encodes 133 amino acids. The record is from RefSeq and is a predicted model, not a curated record. NCBI's taxonomy places the organism in Eukaryota, Fungi, Basidiomycota, Ustilaginomycetes, Ustilaginales, Ustilaginaceae. The transcript has a single exon.